Molecule: messenger RNA, 2189 nt
Organism: Macadamia integrifolia
Lineage: Eukaryota; Viridiplantae; Streptophyta; Magnoliopsida; Proteales; Proteaceae
Exons: 5
Coding region: 244-1359 (371 amino acids)
Biological process (GO): regulation of DNA-templated transcription
Molecular function (GO): DNA-binding transcription factor activity
Source: RefSeq, a predicted model, not a curated record
UCCAUUCGUUUCUUUGUCCUGUCCAACCAGGUUCCAGCCAGCAACUCUCUCUGCUCCUCUCUCUCUCUCUCUCUCUCUCUCUCUCACUCUCUCUCUGUCUUGCAGAGCCCUAGGAUUUCUCUGUCGCUAUUUUUAUUUUGUCUUGGUCUGAUGCUAGGGAUCGUUUCUUGGAGCACAGAGGAAGAGAAGAGGAUCACAGAGUUGCUAGUCUCGAUCUGACAGGAACUGUUUUCUAUUUAUGCCAUGGCAAAUUCAAAAGGUUCUUCAAACAUCAGAAAUUUUCCAUACUCAGGAAAGCAAUCACUGCUGCCUCCUAAAAGUCCCUUCCCAAGCAUUCCAUCAUCCUAUGCUGAAUAUGGCACCAGUCCUGCAAUAGUAUCGAAAGGUAUUCCGAAGCCAAGAGAGGGGCAUAGACACCACCAACGUACUUCCUCUGAGAGCAUUUUAAUAGAGGAGCAACCCUCUUGGCUUGAUGAUCUCCUUAAUGAGCCAGAGACACCUGUGCGACGAGGUCAUCGGCGGUCUUCAAGCGACUCAUUUGCAUACUUGGAUGUUGCUAAUGCUUCUAACAUGGAAUAUGUAGCUCAGGAGGACAAGUUUAAAAAUGCCUCUGUACCUACUUGGGGAUCAUUGGAAUUUGAUCCUUAUCAAGAUGCACGGCAUGCUUCAUUCUAUACAGAGCCAAAUUCUUUGGGGAGGCAGCGGAAUAGGUCAUGGGAUUCAUUGAAUUCUGUUUACUACCAAAGUGGCAAGCCAUCUUCCAGGGAUAAUAUUGUACGUCAAAGCUCUGGACAGUUGUCAGUUCCACAGGAACCAGAUGGAGUUUCAUCUACUGCUACUGACAAGCAAGAACUAGAGGAAUCUGGGUCCAAUAAUCCAAGAGGUUCUUCUGAUAAGAGGGAUAAUUCUUAUGCUAAGCCUUCUGCAUCAGAGACAGAUCCAAAGCGUGCCAAACAGCAAUUUGCUCAACGGUCACGAGUCCGGAAACUUCAGUACAUAGCUGAACUGGAAAGGAAUGUCCAAGCUUUACAGGCAGAAGGGUCUGAAGCUUCAGCUGAGCUUGAAUUUCUGGACCAGCAGAAUCUUAUAUUGAAUAUGGAGAACAAAGCCCUGAAGCAACGGCUUGAAAAUUUAGCACAGGAGCAACUUAUAAAAUAUUUGGAGCAGGAGGUGUUGGAGAGGGAGAUUGCAAGGCUACGAACUUUGUAUCAGCAACAGCAGCAGCAACCACCACAAGCAUCAUCAGCUCAUCGCCGUGCCAGCAGCAGAGACUUGGAUUCCCAAUUUGCCAACCUCUCUUUAAAGCACAAAGAGGCCAGUUCUAGUCAUGAGCCAGUUUCUGGGUCACUUCGUAUUUGAGUUCUCGUAGGAUGUGCCUUGUUAUUUGGGCCACUGCCACUCUAUAUUUGAGUUCGCAUAGGAUGUGCCAUAGUUGUACCUUUGCUUGCUUCACACUGGCGACCGAGGAAGUGUCUUUCAUUGAGAGGCACCAAGUGUAGUCAUUAGAACCUGACACCCUGACAGAACUGCUUUGCCUCCCCACCAACCAUAUUAUUGUGUUUUAUCUUCAUAUGUGCACCUGGUGGUCAUUGCCGGAGAAAGGUUUUUUUUUCUGGAUGACGAUUCAUCGGAGGUGAUAACUUCAGUCUUCCCCCCCCCCUCUUCCCCUCUUUAUGUUUCUUUAUCUCCCUCGUAUCCUAGAAAGUGAUUCUUAUUUGAAAUUUUAUGGCCAUGAUUUUCGCUUGUGCCCAAUUGAAUCCCUUCUCAUAAGUAGCGGCACCAUGGUCUUUAUUGCCUUGACAAUGUACUGUUUGUAUAGAUUGCAAAAGAUAGGUUAGAUGUAGGAUUGGGGACUUAUCUACUGUCUUGUGGGAAUGAAUGAUUGAAGAUGACUUGAGUAGGGCACGCAAGAUGUUUGCAUGGAACCUAAGCCUCCUAUAUUCUUAAAUUUGUUUUUCUUUGAAGAUUUGCAUUUGAAGAGCUGGGUUGAAUCCAGUGUGAGAUUGGUAUAACUACGACAGCAAACACUCACAAGUUGAAUUUUAUCUUAGAAGAUUUUAAAAGCCAGACUACUUUGGAUGGUAGACCUGAUUCAAUUGAACAUGAUUUGAUUAUCUUAGAAGCUGGAUGUGUGAAAUUUGCAGUUAAUUAGUGUGGCAAUGAUAAAAAGAAUAUUUCUGGUGUUUUUG